AGCCCCUAUUCCCAUGCCUCGCCCCGUCCGCAUCGCAAUCUGCCAAUUCGAGUCUCAUCCACCGACACAGGAAGACUCCGUCUCGAAGAACUUUGCCAGGCUGAAGCACUUCGUCUCUGACGCCGCUAAGAAUAGCGCAGACCUCAUUGUCUUCCCAGAAUACUUCCUCACAGGGAUUAUCGCAGAUCACCUUCAUCUCGCUACGGAUGAGGGGCACUGGAUCGAAGACCUUCGCGCCCUCGCGAAGGAGUUCUCCAUCGACAUCGUGGCCGGCACCGUCGUAGAGAAGAGUAGCAGGAACAACGAACACCUGUUCAACACAGCGCGGUAUAUUGACAAACAUGGGAACGUAAUUGGGGAGUACCUCAAGAAGAACUUGUGGCAUCCAGAAAAGGAGUAUCUACGAAGCUCGACAGAAGAGCACCAGGUCUUUCAGACCGAUAAAUUCAAAGCUGGCCUCCUCAUCUGCUGGGACCUCGCCUGGCCCGAAGCAUUUCGCGCUCUCCUCCUGCAGGGCGUCGAGGUCGUCAUCGUGCCCACAUGUUGGGUCCUCGAUGACGUGGGUGAGAUCGGAUUGAAACAUGACCCAGAGGGACUCGGUGAGAUAUCAUGGUUGGACAGUCUUGUGGUCAAUCGAGCGUACGAGAAUGAAUGUUGUGUUGUUUUCGUGAACUGCGGUGGUCCCCGCUCCUCCGGCUUUCUCGGCCGCUCAAGCAUAGCUCUACCUUUCAAAGGCGCCUUGACACGCAUGGAGAGCCCAGACGAGGAGAUGCGGAUCGUGGAUAUUGAUCUUGAUAUACUCAAAGACGCAAGAGAGGUGUAUAAAAUUAGGGAGGAUCUGGAGGGUAAACUGGAUAGUGCGAGGGAGGUGUACAAGGUUAUCAGUACGGGCGCUGGCACGGGUGACAGCAGCGGUGCUAGCUAAUGAGAGAUUGGAGGCGCAAUACGACAGUCGUCUGUCACGGUGUAAAACGAGACAGUGACAGUAGGGCGAGUCGAUUUGUUCGGGACGACCGCAGAAUGUAAUAAGUAUUGUAACCUGAUUUGUGUGUAUCAUUUAGUUGAAUCCAUGUUGUGUAUUUCAUCGACUUUCUG
This is a messenger RNA of Stereum hirsutum FP-91666 SS1, 1095 nucleotides long. Its product is annotated as carbon-nitrogen hydrolase. Lineage: Eukaryota; Fungi; Basidiomycota; Agaricomycetes; Russulales; Stereaceae. The transcript is spliced from 10 exons. The record is from RefSeq and is a predicted model, not a curated record. The coding region runs from base 14 to 925 and encodes 303 amino acids. Gene Ontology annotation, molecular function: hydrolase activity, acting on carbon-nitrogen (but not peptide) bonds, in linear amides.